AUGUACCUGGUCCGUAUUUUAUCUGCUGCGCGUUAUUUCGUUUUGGCUUUAUUUUUUCAACAAGCUUUUACAUCAGCUCUAUCUACGAAACAGCAAUCUUUGGAAGAACUCAAUCCAACUUUUCGAACUUCCAAGAAUAUACUAUUUGCUUGUACAGUGGGUGGAUCAACACAUGCAAACUGGGUAUUAGCUAUUCUGAAUGAAUUGGAAACAAGAGGACACAACGUGACUUUUGCAACAAGGGAUGAUCACUCUCGAUUUGGGAAAAAGUAUGGUAUUGACACUAUUUCGGUUGGUCCACCUACUGUACCAAAACAACAUAUCAUUUUUGAAGACAACAAGCAUCUUGAUCCUAAUACUGUUAUGGGUACUUUGAUUGGUCACAUUGCAGAUGCCUACUCCUCAGAAUACAAUGCUUUCAAGGAAUUGAUCAAGACAAGGCAAAUUAAUUUGGUUAUCUGUGAUCACUUUGUGGAUUCUUGUAUUGAAGCUGCUCGGUUCCAUAAUUUGCCGUUUGUUAUUACAUCCACUUUGGCUAUCGCUCCAGAUGCACGUGCAAGUUUUAUUGGUAGUGGCAUUAGUCUUUAUGGUGUCCACAAUAAUCAACUUAGUUUGUUCGAACGUAUUCAUCACAACUACCUCUUUACAGCGAGCUUUUUGUGGCGCAAUUUCAAUACAUUGAUGAAUGUUGCAAAGAUCAAAAAGGAUCUUGGAAUAGUAGCAUCAGCAGAUACGAUGGCAUCUUGGAGAAAUUCGCUCAAACUAGUAAACACAGCAUUUGGAUUAGAAAACGCUCGCCCUUUAGGACCACUUGUGGAAUUCAUUGGACCGAUUUUACCGCAACAUUAUCAAAGUCUUAAGAACACGCCUUAUGAAACAUUUUUGGAUCGACAUAAUCGUGUGAUCUAUGUGGCCUUUGGACAAAAUGCUAUUCCUUCUCUUUUGGAUCGACAAUUGAUAUGGUCUUCUCUACUCUCUUUGUUGGAUGUUGGUGAUAUCGAUGGUGUAAUAUGGGCCGAUGGAUUCGCAGAUAAAGUAUCGCAACAUAGCAAAUAUAUCACACUUCAACAAAAGGAAUAUACAUUACUGGAUAUUAAGUCUCGUUCGGAUGUGUUCAUAUCGUCUUGGGCCCCACAAAUGGCAAUUCUUCAACAUUCUUCUACAGCGGUUUUUUUAACUCAUGGUGGAGCUGGUUCUUUAUACGAAUCCCUUUAUGCCGCUGUACCAAUGGCUGUGUUUCCUUUUGUAGGAGAUCAAUUAGGUGCAGCUCGGAAUAUGGAAGAUCAAGGAUUAGGAGUGCGUCUAGAUCGUGAUGAUACAGUGUCAAAUACCGCGGCAUUAUUGAGAACAUUAGUUGACAAUACACAAGACAAUAGUAACUUGGGUUAUAAAAUCCGUAACAACGUCAAACGCUACAGUGCUCUGAUUCAAAUACACUCACAACAUGCUGUGCAACGUGGUGCUGAUUUGAUCGAAGAGGUGGUAUUUGCUGGAGUAUCCCAUCGGUUUGAAGCAUCAAGGAACAUGACUUUCUUUAAGGUCUAUAAUCUGGAUAUCUAUCUUUUGUUUGCGUCAAUAGUCAUGGUGUGUCUAUGGAUAGGACGAUGGAUCAUUCAACAAUUAUACCGCAGAAUGGUACAACGGUCAGCUGGAGGCAAUAUCAAAUCAAAAUUACAAUAGUUUGAAGCAUUCUCUCUUGGUGAAGAUGAUGAUGAUGUAUUUAGCUUUGUAUCACUUUAUUUGUUUAUAUAGAUAGAUCCAUAGAUUUUAAUAAUACUACAACUAUUCAAAUCAAUAAAGUCAUAUCCAUGUUUAUUUUCCUACUAUUACUGUAUUACUAUCAUAUCUACAU
Molecule: messenger RNA, 1852 nt
Organism: Halteromyces radiatus
Lineage: Eukaryota; Fungi; Mucoromycota; Mucoromycetes; Mucorales; Cunninghamellaceae
Exons: 5
Coding region: 1-1680 (559 amino acids)
Molecular function (GO): UDP-glycosyltransferase activity
Source: RefSeq, a predicted model, not a curated record